Messenger RNA from Bombyx mandarina (wild silkworm), 1893 nucleotides. It is a transcript of the gene P38mapk, whose product is annotated as p38 map kinase. Lineage: Eukaryota; Metazoa; Arthropoda; Insecta; Lepidoptera; Bombycidae. The record is from RefSeq and is a predicted model, not a curated record. Gene Ontology annotation, molecular function: MAP kinase activity; ATP binding. Gene Ontology annotation, biological process: protein phosphorylation.
UGUCAAAUGAAUCGAAAGUCGUCUGAAAAAAUAUUAAUAAAAUUAAUGUAAACCAGAAAAUUGAAGUCUAAUACAUAAUUUACAUACAGCUAAUUUCAAACGAACGACUAAAAUGCCUCGUUUCCAUAAAGUAGAAAUUAAUAAAACCGAAUGGAUAGUCCCGGAGCGAUAUCAGAUGCUUACACCUGUAGGUUCCGGCGCUUACGGUCAGGUUUGUUCUGCAAUAGAUGCCCAACAUAGUAUGAAAGUGGCUAUUAAAAAGUUAGCCAGACCUUUUCAAUCAGCUGUUCAUGCAAAGAGAACAUACAGAGAGUUGCGAAUGUUGAAACAUAUGAACCAUGAGAAUGUUAUUGGAUUGCUGGAUGUGUUCACACCGGAGAAAACAUUAGAAGAUUUUCAGCAAGUAUACUUAGUGACCCAUCUAAUGGGUGCUGAUCUGAAUAACAUCGUACGGACACAGAAGCUUUCCGAUGACCACGUUCAGUUUCUGGUAUACCAGAUUUUACGUGGACUCAAAUACAUACAUUCGGCUGGCAUCAUUCAUAGGGAUUUAAAACCCUCUAACAUAGCUGUGAAUGAGGACUGUGAGUUAAAAAUCUUAGAUUUUGGCUUGGCGAGACCCACUGAGACUGAAAUGACAGGUUAUGUGGCAACAAGAUGGUAUCGUGCACCAGAGAUAAUGCUCAAUUGGAUGCAUUAUAACCAAACUGUGGACAUUUGGUCUGUGGGUUGUAUUAUGGCUGAGUUGCUGACAGGAAGAACUUUGUUCCCCGGUACUGACCAUAUGGACCAUUUAAUGAGGAUACUGUUUUUGUGUGGGAAACCAGAGCAGGAGACAUUUGACAAAAUUAUUAGUGAAGAGGCACGUAACUACAUCCAGUCUCUGCCGGCUUUGAAGAGACGCGACUUCCGCGAGGUGUUCCGCGGCGCGAACCCACUCGCCAUCAACCUGCUGGAACUGAUGCUCGAACUGGAUGCCGAUAAACGCAUAACGGCAGAACAAGCGCUCGCGCACGAGUACUUGGCCCAGUACGCGGACCCGACCGACGAGCCGGUUUCUGCGCCCUACGACCAGAGCUUCGAAGACAUGGAGCUGCCUGUAGACAAGUGGAAAGAGCUGGUGUGGAAAGAAGUAGUGGAGUUUAAGCCGCAUCCGCAGCACAUGAACACCGUGGUCGAGGUGAACCCAUCGUAAUUUGCAACAGUAUUGUAAAUAAUAAUUGCCUUAUUACAUUCAUGCCGUCACGCUGUAGCCGGAGUGUUUAUGGCCAGUGUCUUAAUGUAAUUAAUAAAACCAUAAUUGUGUUGUUUACGAGAUUUACAAGAUAUGAAUUUCGAUCAGUUUAAAACAAACGAAUGUUUUAGCAUCGUUCCCUGUUGGAAAGGAGAAAAAACUUAUGCUUAUUGACGUAAGCGCUAUAUUAGUUUCUGAACACGACUUCACUUGAAAUGAGAUUUCACUGCGAUCACGAUAGUAGUAAUUCACUUAUUUUGUAGUAUAGUAGUUCACUUAUUUUGAAAGGGCGUAAGCAUACAAAAUCUAAACACAGUUUCCUUUUAAAAAAGCGUAUUGAAAAGAGUUCAGAUUUACUGGUGGUAGGACCUCUUGUGAGUCAACAAUUUAAUUAAGUACGUAUUUCAUUAGAAAAAUUGGUAUCUUCCUACGGGAUCGUUCGAUACGAGCACACUAUGGAAUCCGAACCUCUAGGUAUACGGAGGGAUUUCGGUUCUCUUUGUGUUUUGUACCGCUUAUUCCAUGGGGAGUGCUCUGAGGAAUUUUUCGAGAUGAUCCCUCCAACUUUUUUUUACCAUCACCCCUCUCGCCACCGGAGCAGAGUGCUUCCAUACUAUCUGGAACCACUACCUUAAUCGACAACGCGUUUUCAGAAAAAA